UGGCGGAUGGCGAAGAGCCGGAGAAGAAAAGAAGGAGAGUAGAGGAGCUGCUGGCGGAGAAAUGACACUCAGCCGGGAGAUGCCCGUUCACCCAGCAUGUGUGGCGGCGUCUCCUCUGUGCCAGGCACUGUGCCUAAGGGAUAAGGAGAUGCAAAAAAUGAGCCCUUCCCCUCCAGAAGCUUAAGCUUUCUUUGAGGGAAGGAGCAAAUGAAAGAUAAGUAGAUACAAAGUCUCUACAAGAAUGGCUGUUGAUGGUGGGUGUGGGGACACUGGAGACUGGGACGGUCGCUGGAACCAUGUAAAGAAGUUCCUCGAGCGAUCUGGACCAUUCACACACCCUGAUUUCGAACCAAGCACUGAAUCUCUUCAGUUUUUAUUAGAUACUUGUAAAGUGCUAGUCAUUGGAGCAGGAGGAUUAGGAUGUGAACUCCUGAAAAAUCUGGCAUUGUCUGGUUUUAGACAAAUUCAUGUAAUAGACAUGGACACCAUAGAUGUUUCCAAUCUAAAUAGGCAGUUUUUAUUUAGGCCAAAAGAUGUCGGAAGAUCCAAAGCUGAAGUUGCUGCAGAAUUCCUAAAUGAAAGGAUCCCUAAUUGUGCUGUAGUUCCACAUUUCAACAAGAUUCAGAAUUUUGAUGACACUUUCUAUAGACAAUUUCAUAUCAUUGUUUGUGGUCUGGACUCCAUUAUUGCUAGAAGAUGGAUAAAUGGCAUGCUGAUAUCACUUCUAAAUUAUGAAGAUGGUGUAUUAGAUGCAAGUUCCAUUAUUCCUUUGAUAGAUGGAGGAACAGAAGGUUUUAAAGGAAAUGCUAGGGUCAUUCUGCCUGGAAUGACAGCUUGUAUUGAAUGUACGCUGGAACUUUAUCCACCACAGGUUAAUUUCCCCAUGUGCACUAUUGCAUCUAUGCCCAGGCUACCAGAGCAUUGUAUUGAGUAUGCAAGAAUAUUACAGUGGCCCAAGGAACAGCCUUUCGGAGAGGGAGUUCCAUUGGAUGGAGAUGAUCCUGAUCACAUUCAGUGGAUUUUCCAAAAAUCACUAGAGAGAGCAUCGCAAUUUAAUAUUAGGGGUGUUACAUAUAGGCUAACCCAAGGGGUUGUAAAAAGAAUCAUUCCAGCUGUAGCUUCCACAAAUGCUGUUAUUGCAGCUGUGUGUGCCACUGAGGUUUUUAAAAUAGCUACAAGUGCAUAUAUACCCCUUAAUAAUUACUUGGUAUUUAAUGACGUAGAUGGGCUGUACACAUAUACAUUCGAAGCAGAAAGAAAGGAGAAUUGCCCAGCUUGUAGCCAGCUUCCUCAAAAUAUCCAGUUUCCUCCAUCUGCUAAACUGCAAGAGGUUUUGGAUUAUCUAAUUAAUAAUGCCUCACUACAGAUGAAAUCUCCAGCCAUCACAGCCACAUUAGAGGGAAAGAACAGAACACUUUACUUACAGACAAUAACUUCCAUUGAAGAACGAACAAGGCCGAAUCUUUCUAAGACAUUAAAAGAGCUGGGCCUUGUGGAUGGACAAGAACUUGCUGUUGCUGAUGUCACCACCCCACAGACUGUACUGUUCAAACUUCAUUUUACUACUUAAAAACAAUAAAUGUACAGCUAACAGGAUUAAAAUCUA
Messenger RNA from Gracilinanus agilis (Agile Gracile Mouse Opossum), 1606 nucleotides. RefSeq names its product ubiquitin like modifier activating enzyme 3 (gene UBA3). The coding region runs from base 242 to 1570 and encodes 442 amino acids. Gene Ontology annotation, biological process: protein neddylation. The transcript has 19 exons. Gene Ontology annotation, cellular component: cytoplasm; nucleus. Gene Ontology annotation, molecular function: NEDD8 activating enzyme activity. Lineage: Eukaryota; Metazoa; Chordata; Mammalia; Didelphimorphia; Didelphidae. The record is from RefSeq and is a predicted model, not a curated record.